Messenger RNA from Macrosteles quadrilineatus (aster leafhopper), 2685 nucleotides. Its product is annotated as proton-coupled amino acid transporter-like protein CG1139. The record is from RefSeq and is a predicted model, not a curated record. Gene Ontology annotation, biological process: amino acid transmembrane transport. Gene Ontology annotation, cellular component: vacuolar membrane. Lineage: Eukaryota; Metazoa; Arthropoda; Insecta; Hemiptera; Cicadellidae. Gene Ontology annotation, molecular function: amino acid transmembrane transporter activity. Bases 182 to 1645 code for a protein of 487 amino acids. The transcript is spliced from 11 exons.
UGCGUCCCCUCCACCUCGACCUCAUGUAAAUAUGUCGCGAACGAUGCCUUCGCCUCAGUCUAGUGCCUACCCGCCGAUCUCGAGGAUAUCAGAGCUGUCAGAGACUACUUGAUAUCACUGGGAGGCUGUAUAUCUUCUACCACGGACCCAAACUCGACAAUCUGUAUCUCGAUCGGCGGAAAUGGACCAAAAGACGCUUCACACCAACAAACCAGAAAAGGUUGCUUAUGACAAUCCGGGUUUAAUCCUAGGUUCCAAAACUUCUCUGGCGCCACCUCCUUAUUCGGAAGGGAAAAGCUAUAGCAAAGAAAAAGAAGCACUGUCAAAUGUAUACGUUGUACCAAGAAAUGCUGAAAAACCACCCAAAGAAGACCACUACGAACCUUACGAUAAUAGAAAAGUGAAGCAUGCCACGACGUUUUCAGAGACACUGUUCCACAUGCUAAAAGCCAGUUUAGGCACUGGUAUUCUUGCAAUGCCUAAUGCCUUCCACAACGCAGGGUAUAUGGUGGGAACCAUAGGUACCUUGGUGAUAGGCUUCUUGUGUACCUAUAGUAUACAUAUACUGAUAUCAGCUGAAUAUGAACUUUGCCGAAGAAGGAAAAAGCCAAGCAUGACUUAUCCUGAGACUUUAGAAGCGGCGUUGUUGGAGGGUCCACAGCCUUUGAGGAGGCUGGCUCCUUACGCUGAUUUCGUGUGCAACCUGUUCCUAAUGUUAUACCAAGUUGGGUCUUGCUGUAUUUACUAUGUGUUCGUCGCAUCCAACAUCAAAGCUGUUGCAGACGAGUACGUGGAGCCUAUAGAUGUCAGGAUCUACAUGUGUUUUCUGCUGAUUCCCUUCAUCCUGAUCAACUGCAUCCGCAACCUGAAGCUGCUGGCUCCAUUCAGCACAGCUGCCAACUUCGUCACCGUUAUCAGCUUUGCCAUCAUCGCGUACUACAUGCUGACCGACAUACCGUCGCUGGACCAGCGCGCUGCCGUGGCCAGUUUCAAGGGAAUGCCGCUGUUCUUCGGCACCGUGCUGUUUGCGAUGGAGGCUAUUGGAGUGGUAAUGCCUCUAGAGAAUGAGAUGGACCGUCCUGAGAGGUUCGGCAACAUGUUCGGCGUCCUCAACUGCGCCAUGUUGCCCAUCACCAUCCUCUACACCCUCGUAGGCUUCUUUGGAUACCUCAAGUACGGUCAGGGAGCUCAAGGAAGUGUUACUCUCAACUUGCCCAAUGAUCAUCUACUGGCGCAGUCCGCCAAGCUGAUGCUGGCCGCCGCCAUCUUCAUCACACACGGCCUGGCCUGCUACGUCGCCUUUGAUAUCAUCUGGCAUCAGAAACUCAAACCUAAAGUGACCGGCAACAAACUGGUGUGGGAAUACGUCACUAGGACAGUGCUGGUGCUGAUCACUUUCCUGUUCGCCGUGGCCAUCCCCAAUCUUGAGCUGUUCAUCUCUCUCAUCGGCGCCUUCUGUUUGUCAACCAUGGGUCUAUCGUUCCCGGCGCUCAUCCAGAUGUUGACCUUCUGGGACUUCUACCGAGGCUUUGGAAAACUCCUCUUCUUCCUCAAGAACUUCGUCGUCGUCCUCAUAGCCAUCCUUGGGUUUACGAUCGGAGUGACUACCAGCGUCCACGAAAUCUACCUUAAGUUCUUCGCGUAGAUGUCUCAUAAAGAAGUCUAAACGUAAAAUGCGAUUUAAAAGUGAUAUUCUAAGAAUUAGGAUUUUUAGAAAUUUUUUAAGUGAUAGUAUUUUAAUUAUUAUUUUUGGUUCCAAUCUUUGCAUCUAAUAUGAAAAAAAUAUUACAACUUUGUACAUUCCAAAGUAACGUCAGUUUAUAAAUUGUUCUUAAUGUGUUUUAAAAUAAUUUCAUAUAAAAUAGUUAGUCAAAAACCAAACCUCUCAUUUGAACAUUUUUAGCCGUGUAUGCACGGUUGGUGUAAAAUUAGCAUCGUCAACAAUAUUUCCUUCAUAGGCUAGUCAUUUGUAGAUAAUUUCCUAAAUUAUUCCUUUAUUGCAAAUUUAUCAUAUUAUUGAUUAAGUAUGAGUUUAAUUAAAAAAAAAUAAUAAUAAAGUAUGUAAUAAUUAAUAGUUGGAUUUUUGUUAAUUUUAAUGUAAACUGUCUACAGAGAGAGUUCACUCUUCUACCAAUUAGUUAAUCAAUUAAUGAAGUCCAUAAAACAAUUAAACAUUCGGUGAUUGUUCAAAAGUAUUUAAGGAUUUAUGUAAAUAUAAAAUAAAUGUGAUAGUAUGCUAGGUAAAUAUUUAGUUUUAUUGUUAACUGUUAGCAUAGUUAUUUUCUAUCCUGAUAUUUAAAAUUCUUAAGAAAUGCAUAUUAUUAUUAUUUAGGUUAGUAAAUUAUUUACAGCUUUAUUAAAAGUUAUAUAAGAUUUUUACGUUUAAUUUUAUUGUUUUUUACUCAAUUUAAUGUUAAACAAUAUUCCAAAAUAGGUCUUCAAAUUUUACUGCCCAUCCUGAUUGUAAAAAUAUUAUAAAUCUUUAAAUUAACGUAUUAUCGAUUGUUAAAAAUUGUUGUGAAUAAACAAGCAAUAAUGUGUGCAGCUUUUACCACUGUUGUGUAAGAUGUUUAUUUAUGUAAAUACUGUAAAUAUUUCUAUACAAAUUAAUUUUUAAGAGUGCCUGUGUAGGGCUGUGAUGUUUUUAUGGUAUUGAUUAUAUUGAAAUAAAAUGUACUACGAUCA